AUGGACGAGGACGAGGACCUCUACGACUGCGUGGAGAACGAGGAGGCGGAAGGAGACGAGAUCUACGAGCACCUGAUGAGGUCAGAGCCCUGCGCCAUGCCGCAGAAGAUGACCGAGCUGGACAAGAGGAAAUGCUGCUUACAGGAGAUCCAGCAGACAGAGGAGAAGUACACGGGCACGCUCGAAUCCAUUCACCAGCAUUUCAUGAAACCGCUGCAGCAGUUCUUGAGGCCCCAGGACAUGGAGAAUGUCUUUAUUAAUCUCGAGGAACUCCUGAAGAUUCAUCGAUGCUUCCUGGUGGAUCUGAAGAACGCGUUGUCUUUUACCAACUCCCAGAACCUCUAUCAGGUGUUCAUCAAGUAUAAAGAGAAGUUCCUGCUGUAUGGCCGGUACUGCAGCCAGGUGGAAGCGGCCACGAAGCACCUCGACCAGGUGACCAGCGCCAGCGUGGACGUGCGCAUGAAGCUGGAGGAAUGUUCCCAACGAGCCAACAACGGCCGCUUCAGCUUGCGCGACCUCCUCAUGGUGCCCAUGCAGCGGGUACUGAAGUACCACUUGCUCCUGCAGGAGCUGAUCAAAUACACGACGGAGCCGAUGGAGAAGGAGAACCUCCGGCAGGCGCUCGAUGACAUGCGGGAUUUGGCUCAAUGUGUGAACGAAGUCAAGAGAGACAAUGAAAUACUGAAGCAGAUCACAAACUUCCAGCUGUCCAUAGAGAACCUG
Molecule: messenger RNA, 723 nt
Organism: Gekko japonicus
Lineage: Eukaryota; Metazoa; Chordata; Lepidosauria; Squamata; Gekkonidae
Product: proto-oncogene vav-like
Exons: 8
Biological process (GO): regulation of GTPase activity; intracellular signal transduction; cell migration
Cellular component (GO): cytoplasm
Molecular function (GO): guanyl-nucleotide exchange factor activity
Source: RefSeq, a predicted model, not a curated record